Molecule: messenger RNA, 751 nt
Organism: Rhinolophus ferrumequinum (greater horseshoe bat)
Lineage: Eukaryota; Metazoa; Chordata; Mammalia; Chiroptera; Rhinolophidae
Gene: HINT2
Product: histidine triad nucleotide binding protein 2
Exons: 5
Coding region: 165-656 (163 amino acids)
Cellular component (GO): mitochondrion; cytoplasm
Molecular function (GO): hydrolase activity
Source: RefSeq, a predicted model, not a curated record
UGCAGGAGGGCCAGGAGUGUGACCCAAUGGAAUGGCAGGACUCGCUCCCUGCGGCUGGCGGAGCCAAUGGCUUCCUUUCGCCUGCUCCCUGGCAGCUCCACCUCCUACGGGCCGCAGAGCCUGAGUGCUGGCCCCGGUGACAGGUUCCCGCGGCCGAGGGGAAGAUGGCGGCGGCCUUGGUGCUGGCUGCCGGGCUGCGCGUGGCGCGCAGGGUUGUGGCGGUCGCAGGGCCGCGGGGGGCGCAGGUCCGAAGAGCUGCAGGUGUGAAUGAUGGGAAUGAAGUGGCCAAGGCCCAGCAGGCAGCUCCUGGGGGAACAGCCCCAACCAUCUUCUCCAGGAUCCUGGAUCGAAGCCUCCCAGCUGACAUUCUAUAUGAGGACCAGCAGUGUCUCGUAUUCCGUGAUGUGGCUCCUCAGGCUCCUGUGCACUUCCUGGUCAUUCCUAAGAAACCCAUUCCUCGGAUUAGCCAGGCUGAAGAAGAAGACCAGCAGCUUCUAGGACACCUUCUCCUUGUGGCCAAGAAGACAGCAAAGGCUGAGGGGCUGAAAGAUGGAUACCGACUUGUGAUCAAUGAUGGGAAGCUGGGAGCACAAUCUGUGUAUCACCUGCACAUUCACGUACUUGGGGGCCGACAGCUCCAGUGGCCUCCAGGUUGAACCUACCAACUAACCAAGGACCCCAGAUCUGGAUGCUUGGAUGGGGUGGAGGGAAAGGGACCCCGUGAUGUUUAAAUAAACUUGCUUUCCCUCAA